AUGGAUUCAGAUGUUGUAGCAAUGCACGGAGGACUUGUUGUUGAAACAUCACCUCUCAUCCUUCAAGGUAUGUCACUAACUCUGAGGGAUAGAAAUUUUAAUUACCCCUGGAAAUAUCGCCAAGAAAAGAAAGCUUUAAAAGACAGAGUUCCUAUUGUGAGAGAAGUUGUUAAACGACAUCUUCAGGAUAGAAUGAACUCUGAUGCACUUGAUAGCUCUGAUAUCUUAUCACACAUCAUCCAAAGCAAUAAAUGCUCAGAUCAGCUUACUAUAGAUGAUUUGGUAGAUGAUUAUUUAGUCUUUCUUAUAGCUGGAAUGGAAACAACUGCCAUAACCAUGGCAAUUACACUCUUCUAUCUAGCUAACAACAAUGAAAUCCUCUCUAAAGUUAGAGAGGAGAUAGACAGUGUUGCUGAACGAGGCCAAAUGCUGGAAUUUGAAGAUGUCAAUAAGUUAGUUUAUAUGCAGAUGGUCAUCAAAGAAUGUAUGAGAGUGAAGCCUCCUGUUCGAGGUGUUGGGCGGGUCUGUGCUAAAGAUAAUGUCUCUGUGAAUGGCCUGAAUAUUCCUAAAGGAGCGGAUAUCUUUAUACCCAUUAUGGCACUUCACCACGAUUCAAGACAUUGGGACAAGCCAGAAGUUUUCAAUCCUGAACGUUUUUCAUCUGGAUCCAAGGUUAAAAGCUUCUCAUAUUUACCAUUCAUGGCUGGACCAAGGAGUUGUAUUGGCAAAAACUUUGCUAUGCUGGAAGCAAAAAUGAUCAUCUCUCGAGUUGUGCAAGAGUUUGACAUAGAAAACCCUUACCCUGAAGUCACAGAUUUGGAAACUGAUGGACUGAUCACUGCUAGACCCCUUGAUGGGGUCAAACUUAAACUGAACCCCAGGUUCAUUUCAUAA
Molecule: messenger RNA, 894 nt
Organism: Bolinopsis microptera
Lineage: Eukaryota; Metazoa; Ctenophora; Tentaculata; Lobata; Bolinopsidae
Product: cytochrome P450 3A19-like
Exons: 1
Coding region: 1-894 (297 amino acids)
Biological process (GO): cholesterol catabolic process
Molecular function (GO): cholesterol 24-hydroxylase activity; heme binding; iron ion binding
Source: RefSeq, a predicted model, not a curated record